This is a messenger RNA of Vitis vinifera (wine grape), 2357 nucleotides long. RefSeq names its product ubiquitin domain-containing protein DSK2b. Lineage: Eukaryota; Viridiplantae; Streptophyta; Magnoliopsida; Vitales; Vitaceae. The record is from RefSeq and is a predicted model, not a curated record. Bases 271 to 2034 code for a protein of 587 amino acids. The transcript is spliced from 7 exons. Gene Ontology annotation, cellular component: cytosol. Gene Ontology annotation, molecular function: polyubiquitin modification-dependent protein binding. Gene Ontology annotation, biological process: ubiquitin-dependent protein catabolic process.
AGUCACCUCUGAUUCCACCCUUUCAUUUCUCUAUUUAUUAUUUUUCGUAAUCUAAUUUUUCUCUUUGGGGCUUCAUUCUGAAUUAAUUUACGGAAAAGCUCUCUCCAUCUUUAUUGUUUUCUACGAAUUGUUGAUCGGUUUCGACAAUUUUCAAGGGUUAGGGUUUCGAACUACUAUCUUUACGAUCUGUUUUGUUUUUCUACGUUUUUUCUCUUUUUCGAUUCUUAUAUAAGAAAUUGAAGGAGCCUCCCGGACUAGGGAGGAGAGACUAUGGGCGGUGAUGGAGUUGCCGGCGAUGCUAGCGAAUCGAACGCCGGCGGUGGAGUCACCGUUCACGUCCGAUGCUCCAACGGUUCGAAGUUCUCUGUGCAGAUUAGCCUCGAAUCGACCGUCAGAGCAUUCAAAGCCGUUCUCUCGCAGAACUGCGAUAUUCCCGCGGAGCAGCAGCGAUUGAUUUACAAGGGACGGAUCUUGAAGGACGACCAAACCCUAGAGAGCUACGGCCUGGAGGCAGAUCACACUGUCCACUUGGUUCGUGGUUUUGCCCCACCUGCACCAGCUGACAAGGCUGGUCCAGCCGAUUCAGGGCGUCCAAAUACUACUCCUCCAAGUAUUCCUAUGGAUGCUGGUUUGAAUGAAGGUGGGGCAUUAGGAGGUUCUGGUUUUGGAGCUUCCCUCUUUCCUGGGCUUGGUAUCAAUGGUUUAGGUGGCACUGGAGGUUUAUUUGGGGCUGGACUUCCAGAGUUUGAGCAAAUGCAGCAACAGUUGACUCAAAACCCCAGCAUGAUGAGAGAAAUAAUGAACAUGCCUGUUGUUCAGAACUUGAUGAAUAAUCCCGACAUAAUGCAUAACUUAAUUAUGAGCAAUCCUCAAAUGCGUGAAAUAAUUGAUCGAAAUCCUGAGCUAGCACACAUACUUAAUGAUCCUAGUACUCUCCGUCAGACCUUAGAAGCUGCAAGAAACCCUGAACUCAUGCGUGAGAUGAUGCGUAAUACUGACAGAGCAAUGAGCAACAUUGAAUCAUCCCCUGAGGGAUUCAACAUGCUCAGGCGCAUGUAUGAAACUGUUCAAGAGCCAUUUCUGAAUGCAACUACAAUGUCUGGGGACAGUGGAAGUGAUUUAGGAUCGAACCCUUUUGCAGCUCUUUUAGGGACCCAAGGUGGGGUUCAGGCCCAUGAUCGAUCUGCUAAUCCUCCAACCGCUGGUUCUGAUACAACAAAUAAUUCUCCUGCUCCAAAUACAAACCCUCUUCCCAACCCUUGGACCCCAGGUGGUGGUGGUGGUGGUGGUGCUGGAGGUGCCCAAACAAACACCACUACAAGGUCAAAUCCUGUGGGUGAUGCUAGGACUCCAACACCCAGUGGAUUGGGUGGACUUGGUCUCCCAGAGCUUGAGAGCAUGUUUGGCUCCAUGCCAGAUACUAAUUCACUGAAUCAGAUUAUGCAAAAUCCUGCUAUAUCACAGAUGAUGCAGAGCCUCCUUUCCAGUCCUCAGUAUAUGAACCAGAUACUUGGUCUCAAUCCCCAGUUGCGUAGCGUUCUUGAUUCCAAUCCUCAACUAAGAGAAAUGAUGCAAAAUCCAGAAUUUCUUCGUCAGUUGACUUCACCAGAGACAAUGCAGCAAUUUUUGACUUUACAGCAAUCUCUUCUGUCUCAGCUUGGUCGCCAACAAUCAAGCCAGGAAUCAGGUCAGACUGGUGGUGGCACAGGAGGAAUGCUUAACAAUAUGGGGUUAGAGAUGUUGAUGAACAUGUUUGGUGGACUCGGGGCUGGCAGUAUGAAUAUUCCCAGCAGAUCUGAUGGUUAUUGCUCUCUUUCUCUCUCUCACAUGUGUUUAUUUACUAAUUAUUCUGAUUCUCAACCUGUGUUCCAUUUUGUUCUUCCAGUACCACCGGAACAAUUGUAUGCUACUCAGCUGUCGCAGCUUCAAGAAAUGGGUUUCUUUGACACACAGGAGAAUAUACGGGCUCUGACUGCCACUGCAGGGAAUGUCCAUGCUGCAGUGGAGCGGCUAUUGGGGAACCCUGGUCAGUAGGAUAUGAUUUACUGAGUUUCUAAUAUGUGGAUUGAUGAGAGUGGUCUGUUUGGACCUGAGGCAUAUUGAAAUCCCGUUUUGGGUAUGAAUAAGUACAAAUUAAGAUAGUAAGAGUUAUGAACUUGAUGUAGGCUAUUAUGAUAAUUCAACUAUAAUCUCUCUUCCCCCACCCUUACCCCACUCCAUACCCAUUUUUCCAUUUUUUUUCCCCUGUUUUGAAAGAUCCGAGUGGCUUGUACAUACACCAUAUUAAAUAUUCGUCUUUUGAAUUGUUUGCCUCAUUUAUCAACAUUGGUACUUGUACUGGGUACCGAUUUUAAGUA